GCUGUAGAAGAAGAAGAAAAAGGAGAAAGAGAAGAAGACGAGGUGGAAAAAAAAAAACAGAAAACAAGACUCGUUGGAGUCCCACAUGUUUAGAGGCACCUAUGCAGUGUAAAAUUGCGUGACACCAAACUGCCGGAUGCGCAGAAUCUGCUUAAAAUGGCUUACCAGACGUUUCAACAGGAAUAUUUACAGAUUCCGCUUGUGACGAGGGCAUACACAACCGCAUGUGUCCUUACAACUGCAGCAGUGCAACUAGAGAUCAUCACACCUUUUCAGCUAUACUUCAAUCCAGAUUUGAUCGUAAGGAAUUAUCAAGUAUGGCGACUUAUAACAAACUUCCUAUUUUUUGGUCCUGUUGGCUUCAAUUUUCUCUUCAAUAUGAUAUUUUUAUACAGAUAUUGCCGUAUGUUGGAGGAAGGCUCUUUCAGGGGGCGAACAGGUGACUUUGUUUUCAUGUUCCUGUUCGGUGGAUUUCUGAUGACAAUAUUUGGGACUUUUGUGAGUUUGGUGUUCCUGGGCCAAGCGUUCACAAUAAUGUUGGUGUAUGUCUGGAGUCGAAGGAAUCCAAAUGUUCGGAUGAAUUUCUUCGGCCUUUUGAAUUUCCAAGCACCCUUCCUGCCUUGGGUGCUGAUGGGAUUUUCACUUCUACUGGGCAAUUCCAUCAUUAUAGAUCUUUUAGGGAUUGCUGUUGGUCACGUGUACUUCUUCUUGGAAGACGUCUUCCCCAACCAGCCAGGUGGUGGAAGAUGGCUGAAGACCCCAUCGAUCAUAAAGAUGCUGUUCGACACUCCUGAUGAAGAUGCCAAUUACAACCCGUUGCCCGAGGAGCGCCCUGGAGGAUUUGCUUGGGGGGAGGGGCCACCAAACCUUGGAGGUUAAUUUUGCUCUUUCACUCAACUGGAGUUGUUAAGUAUCCUCCAAAAAUGUUCCACCAGAACGAUGAGGUGUAUUGAUUAGAUUUUUUCUUAUAUCGUGGGUGGAGAUUGCAAAUAAAAGUUGAAAAUAUCUUGACAAAUCCGUAUGUGGUUUUUGUCUAGUUUUUCAAAUUAUAUUGAAAUUCUCAUAACAAUUUGCCAUACAUGUCUUCUUCUGUUUUCUUCUUUUUGUUUGUGGACAUUGAAGAACAUGUUUGAUUAUUUUGACUGCAAAGGUCAAAAUGUGGUGUCAAAAAGCUGAAAUGUUUGUUCAACAGUAAAUUUACAGCUUUGA
Messenger RNA from Corythoichthys intestinalis (scribbled pipefish), 1209 nucleotides. It is a transcript of the gene derl2, whose product is annotated as derlin 2. Lineage: Eukaryota; Metazoa; Chordata; Actinopteri; Syngnathiformes; Syngnathidae. Gene Ontology annotation, cellular component: endoplasmic reticulum membrane; Hrd1p ubiquitin ligase ERAD-L complex. The transcript has 7 exons. The coding region runs from base 157 to 879 and encodes 240 amino acids. Gene Ontology annotation, biological process: endoplasmic reticulum unfolded protein response. The record is from RefSeq and is a predicted model, not a curated record. Gene Ontology annotation, molecular function: misfolded protein binding; ubiquitin-specific protease binding.